GUUACGGCAGAGACGAGCGGCGGUGUCCGAGCGGAGCGCAGCAUCAUGGGGGAGAAGUUGUUGUCGCUGUGGCUGGUCUGCGUUUGUUUCCUGCCCAGCUCGGGGCUGUUGUUGCAUGUGCAGCACUACGAGGUGGUCCGACCGCAGAGGCGUCAAGAGAGACGGACGAGGAGCCUACAGGAUGACCAGCUUUAUCCUGACAGACUUCAGUACAAGUUGGCCAUCGAAGGGAGAAAUCACACCAUUAAUCUGGAAAAAAACAAAAAUCUCAUUGGGAGAGGCUACACUGAAACACAUUAUUCAGAGGAUGGAAAAAGAGUGACAACAUCACCAAAUGAGGAGCACUGCUUCUACCACGGACACAUCGAAGGCCUGGCCGACUCCUCGGUCAGUGUUGGGAUCUGUUCGGGCAUCAGCGGCUUCCUGAGAGCCCGGCAGCAGGUCUAUCUUAUUGAACCUCUGGGACAGACUGAUGAUGAGGACCAUGCAGUUUACAGACAGGAGCACCUGAAAAUCAGUGGUCACCCCACUUGCGGCUCCACUUCCAACACCACCUUGCUGUAUGGCAGGGACCAGGACCUUGGCCUUCAGCCUGCAGGCCUCUUCAGAUCCAGAUCAUGGAAAACCAAACCCCUGGUCGGCCCCCAGAGGUUCGUUGAGCUCUUCGUGGUUGUCGACAACACAGAGUACAAACGAUAUGGAAAGGAGACUAAAUCCCGCAUCCUUGGAGCUGUGAACCACAUCGACAAGCUGUACCGGCCUCUGAACAUCCGCGUCCUGCUGGUGGGUUUGGAGAUUUGGUCGUACAGGGACUACAUAGACGUGAACAUAAACUCGGAGACGACUCUGGACAACUUCCUGGUGUGGCGUCAGGCGGACCUUCUACGUAGGACGAAGCAUGACAACGCCCAGUUUGUGACUGCCAAAGACUUUGAUGGAGACACGGUUGGCAUGGCUAACAAGUUUGCUAUGUGCACCGAAAACUCAGGCGGAGUAAACCAGGAUCACCAUGACAACCCUAUAGGCCUCGCCUCCACCAUCGCCCAUGAGAUGGGGCAUAACUUUGGCUUGUCCCACGAUGCUGCAGACUGUGUGUGCGGCCUAUCUUACAGCAGCGAGAACUGCGUGAUGGCUGGAAAACUCAGGACGGGGAGUCAUGCGUUUCCAGAGUUUUUCAGUGGCUGCAGCGUGCAGCAACUUGCUGAGUUUAUGGAACGAGCUCAACCCAGCUGCCUUCACAAACCCGGCUCCGUCAUGACCAUCGUUGUGGGCCCUCGCUGCGGUAACGCCUUGUUGGACCCUGGAGAGGAGUGCGACUGUGGCACCGUGGAGGAAUGCAACAACCCUUGCUGCGAUGCAUCAACAUGUCGUCUUACUGAAGGUUCCCAGUGUGCCCAUGGACAGUGUUGUGAGAGCUGUCAGUUCAGAGAGGCCGGCAGUGUGUGCAGGAAUUCAGCCGGUGGCUGCGACCUGCCUGAAUACUGCACCGGAGAGUCACAGGAUUGUCCCGAAGACGUCUUCCAGAUGAACGGCAAACCCUGCUAUAACCAAGCGCCGGGCUUCUGCUACAACGGCCAGUGUCCCACGAGAGAGCAGCACUGCUGGAGGCUGUUUGGAGAUGGGGUCAAAGUUGGACCUGAUGUGUGUUUCAGCCUGAACACACGGGGUGAGGAAGGCGCAAACUGCGGGAGAGACAAAUCUGGCUUCAUUUCCUGCUCCCCACAGAAUCUGAAGUGUGGGUCUAUUUUUUGUGUUGGAGGAGGUGAGUCUAUCACAGGUAAACGGGCAGCCUACACCAUUUUCAACACUGAAUGUAAGCUAGCUGUGGAUGACGAUAAGACCAGGAACAUUGAUAUGGUGCCUGAAGGAACCAGUUGUGGACCAAAUAAGGUUUGCCUCGAUAACAGGUGUGUAGAUGUGUCAGUUUACGGUAAAAAAGAGGACUGCGCUAAGAAAUGCAACAACAAAGGGGUGUGCAACAAUAAGAAUGAGUGCCACUGUAACCCUGGCUGGGCUCCACCUUACUGUGACAUCCAGUACGCGGAUAUACCUCAAGGUCAGAAUGUGAUAGUAGCUGGUGUGUGUGCAGCCUUCUCGACCCUCCUAGUCAUCACCAUGGUGAUCGUAGGGCUAAUGUGCUGUAAAAAAGACAACAUGGACAACUAUACUUAUAAAAGGUAUUUUCUCUUAGGCUUGGAUUUUUGUUUGUUUUCUGUGUAUUUCUGCCUCAACAAAUUCCAUUUUCACAGGAAAGCACAUUCAUCUCCAGGCAAGCUGAACCCGAUAUUUCAGGAAGCAAGUGUUAAAGACAGACCUCAGAUCAGCCAGCCCACUCUCCUGGAGUCAACAGCCACACAGGCCUGCAGUCCUCUGAUGGUUACCGUGAUUCCCAGCAGACCUGCUCCGCAGGUUCCACAGAAGACGUCUUCCCUGUUGUCUACCUCUGAAACUAAUCAGACCAAACCUCUACCUCCAUCCAAGCCUUUACCACCUCUGAAUAAAACCCCGCAAAAAGGAGCCAAACCAAGUCCUCCACCUGUACCUCUGGUCAAGCCUAGCCCUCCUCUAGCAGCCAGAAUCAAGCCCAAAACUCCUCCUCCUCAGCCCCCAGCGAAGCCAAGACUCCACAGACUCACAUGAGAUACUCAUUAACAGGAUCUAGUUCUACAACCGCAGACAAUGGUCAGCGUCUAGUUUUACAUCCAGAAAGAGUGAGCUCCUCUGUGGCAUCGGAAAGUUGAGUCACGGUUUGGGAAAGUUUAUGAAGCUGUGAUCGUGCAGAGCGAGACGUCAGAAAGUCUGAUGAGGUGAGGCUAGCAGCUGCUGUAGAAAAGUGACUUCUUGACUGUUGCAGUUAGUUCUGCUUCAGGAAAACGUACUCUUUGUAAACUUCCUUGUAACAAUCAAACAUUGAGUCGUUUGAAUGCACUUUUUUAAAAUAUUAAUUUAAUAUUUGUAUAAAGGCUGUAUAAUAGUAAAUGUGGGGCACAGGAUCAGGUUUGCCCGAUUUCUUUUUUUUUUUUUUUUUUUUGCUGAAAUUUUAGAAACACAAUUUUUUACUUUCCUUACAUUUGUAUUUCAUAUCAGCCUUAACUUCAGCUGCCUGAAGACUGAUCUGUGGACGGU
Molecule: messenger RNA, 3126 nt
Organism: Melanotaenia boesemani (Boeseman's rainbowfish)
Lineage: Eukaryota; Metazoa; Chordata; Actinopteri; Atheriniformes; Melanotaeniidae
Product: zinc metalloproteinase-disintegrin-like 2d
Exons: 22
Coding region: 46-2640 (864 amino acids)
Biological process (GO): proteolysis; regulation of cell-cell adhesion; positive regulation of cellular extravasation
Molecular function (GO): cell adhesion molecule binding; metalloendopeptidase activity
Source: RefSeq, a predicted model, not a curated record